This is a messenger RNA of Callorhinchus milii (elephant shark), 2416 nucleotides long. It is a transcript of the gene ctbp1, whose product is annotated as C-terminal binding protein 1. The transcript has 15 exons. Bases 562 to 2049 code for a protein of 495 amino acids. The record is from RefSeq and is a predicted model, not a curated record. Gene Ontology annotation, molecular function: NAD binding; oxidoreductase activity, acting on the CH-OH group of donors, NAD or NADP as acceptor; transcription corepressor activity. Lineage: Eukaryota; Metazoa; Chordata; Chondrichthyes; Chimaeriformes; Callorhinchidae.
GGGGAGGGGGAGAGGGGAGAGGACCGGGUGCGUGUGCAGAGAGGCGUCGCAUCUGGAGGGCAAAAGCGGAGGAUGGAAUCUGUCCGCUUUGUGCGAUUGGUGCAAUUCCAUUGAACUGUAUAGACGUUCAGGAAAAGUUAAACUUUAAUUGAUUGCAAGCUGACUCAACCAAAGUUACAGCAGCAGAUCAUUGUAACCAAACCCAAUCCUGUCCUCAUCUGACAAGCAAACAAACAAACAGACACCAUUUGCAGGAGGGCCUUCGAGAGGGGAGCAGAAUGGCUGAAAACUCGAGCACGAAUGGCACUGAAUGCAUUUCGCUGAUGCUGAGAAAAGGAAAUUCAGGAACGUCACCUAAUGAAGAAAAGGGAAAGGUGAGGAACAGCUAAACUCUCAACAGCUCAGUAAUCCAUAUCGAUUAGAUUUGUGUGUUUUUCUCAAGUUGUGCAGCUAGACAGUUCGGUGAAGACCUUUGAACCCCUCCUCGUUCCUGCCUUCAUCUGUCAUGGAAAAACAUAAAGUAAAGCGACAGCGCCUUGAUCGGAUGUUGGAAGAGUGAAGAUGAUGGAUACACAUCGAGAGACAAAGUGGAGCAGCGGCCUGGAGAGCUUAAAUCAUGGGCAGGAUGAUGAAGAUCGCCAAAAACUCCCAUGCAUCCUAGACAUGACAAGUGGGAGAGUUAUGAAAAGGCAUUAUGGCUAUCGCUGGGUUCCGACAGAUGAAGCAAUGAAGAUUUUUUUACACAAAAAUGACUACAGUAUGCACAGCAUUCGUCCUCCUAUCAUGAAUGGCCCCAUGCACCCGCGCCCCCUGGUGGCGCUGCUGGAUGGCCGCGAUUGCACCGUAGAAAUGCCCAUUCUAAAAGAUGUAGCAACAGUGGCUUUCUGUGAUGCACAAUCCACACAAGAAAUUCACGAGAAGGUACUAAAUGAAGCAGUGGGGGCGCUGAUGUACCACACAAUCACUUUAACACGCGAAGACCUGGAAAAAUUCAAAGCACUUCGAAUAAUUGUCAGAAUCGGGAGUGGUUUUGACAAUAUUGAUAUCAAAUCAGCUGGGGAUUUAGGUAUUGCUGUAUGCAACGUGCCAGCAGCAUCCGUGGAGGAAAUAGCAGACUCUACAAUGUGCCACAUUCUGAACCUGUACAGACGGACCACCUGGCUCCACCAAGCUUUGCGGGAAGGCACAAGAGUUCAGAGCGUUGAACAGAUACGGGACAUUGCUUCAGGAGCUGCCCGGAUUCGAGGAGAGACGCUUGGCAUCAUUGGCCUUGGUCGGGUUGGUCAAGCGCUGGCAUUGCGUGCAAAAGCGUUUGGUUUUAAUGUGAUUUUCUACGACCCUUACCUAUCAGAUGGCAUUGAGCGCGCGCUGGGGUUACAGCGAGUGAGCACCUUACAGGACCUCCUCUUUCACAGUGACUGUGUGUCCCUACAUUGCAAUCUGAACGAACACAACCACCACCUUAUUAAUGAUUUCACCAUCAAACAGAUGAGACAGGGAGCCUUUCUGGUGAAUACUGCCCGGGGCGGGCUUGUCGAUGAAAAGGCACUGGCUCAGGCUUUGAAGGAAGGAAGGAUACGAGGGGCAGCCUUGGAUGUACACGAAUCAGAGCCAUUUAGUUUCAGUCAAGGUCCAUUAAAAGAUGCUCCGAAUCUGAUCUGCACCCCACACGCAGCCUGGUACAGUGAGCAGGCAUCUAUUGAAAUGCGGGAAGAGGCAGCUCGUGAGAUCAGGAGGGCGAUCACAGGGCGCAUUCCAGACAGCCUGAAAAAUUGUGUUAACAAAGAUUACCUGACCGCAGCGACUCACUGGGCUGGAAUGGACCCCACAGUUGUUCACCCAGAGCUAAACGGCGCUGCCUAUAGAUACCCACCAGGCGUCGUUGGGGUGGCUCCUGCUGGAAUGCCGGCAGCAGUAGAAGGAAUAGUGCCCAGCGCUGUGCAGUUGUCACACAGCCUCUCCACAGUAGCCCAUCCACCACACACCCCAUCCCCAGGCCAGACAGUCAAACCGGAGUCUGACAGAGAUCACACAGGGGACCAAUUGUAGCCGGAUGGGCCACAGCCCGAGAUGGUCACCAGCGGAGGGAGAUGUCCAGCAAAGACCUGGUUGUGGAAUUUUGGUGAACAAUGGACUAUGGAAGUAACUGAGAGCUUAGAAACUGGUCCCACUUCAGAUGCGAUGUGGGCGAGAAGAAGACAUUCGGUUUAAUCUGUUCCUCCGUUAUAUUGUAACUUGUCCCUGUCCAGUGGACUGACUAACUGUUUCUGUGUCAUAUGGGUUCCCUGUGAGCAAGAAAAAAGUUCCAGUAGUUAAUUAUUCUAUCAUGAAUAUACUUUGUCUGUGUACAGUUUUAGAGCGUAAGGGUUUAUUCGCUUAGCUGUGAAACAGAAACCAAGCGAGGCAUUCGUUUUUU